Molecule: messenger RNA, 2144 nt
Organism: Cicer arietinum (chickpea)
Lineage: Eukaryota; Viridiplantae; Streptophyta; Magnoliopsida; Fabales; Fabaceae
Product: pectinesterase 3
Biological process (GO): cell wall modification
Molecular function (GO): enzyme inhibitor activity; pectinesterase activity
Source: RefSeq, a predicted model, not a curated record
AAAAUUUAUAUCUGAUAUUUUCCUAUAUAUAAAAAGCAAACCAAAGUUCCACAUAAAAAACCCAAACCAAACUUAUAAAGACACACAUUGUUCUGUUUUCACUUUCCAGUGAACACUAUCAUCUACUCUUUCUUCCAAACAGAGAAACCAAAACAAUGGAUACAAUCAAAUCCUUCAAAGGUUACGGCAAAGUAGACGAAAUAGAACAACAAGCAUUUCAAAAAAAGACACGUAAGCGCAUGAUAACCAUAAUAAUCUCUUCCGUUAUUCUAUUAGCGGUCAUCAUUGCCGCAGUAGCAGGAGUCCUCAUACACAAGCGCACCACCCAAUCAUCUCCUUCUUCAUCUGACUCGCUCCCUAACACUGAGUUAAACCCGGCCGCGUCACUCAAAGCCGUUUGUCACGCGACUCAGUACCCUAACUCGUGCUUCUCCGCAAUCUCUUCUCUUCCAGAUUCCAACACCACUGACCCCGAACAACUCUUCAAGCUUUCACUCAAAGUCGCCAUUGAUGAACUCGCCAAACUCACGCGCUUUCCUUCCAAGCUCAGCGCGCGUGCAGACACGCGCCUUAAGAAAGCUAUUGGUGUUUGCGGUGAAGUUCUCGACGACGCGCUUGAUCGUUUAAACGAUUCGAUGUCGUCGAUCGUCGGCGCCGGGAAGAUUCUAUCUCCGGAGAAGAUCCGUGAUGUUGAGACUUGGCUUAGUGCUGCUUUAACAGAUCAUGCUACGUGUUUGGAAGCUGUUGAUGAAGUGAACUCCACUGCCGCGCGUGGUGUUCUUCGCGAAAUUGAAACCGCCAUGAAAAACUCGACGGAGUUCGCGAGUAACAGUUUGGCGAUUGUGACGAAGAUUAUUGGACUUCUUUCAAAUUUUGAGACUUCGAAUCAUCACCGGAGGUUGCUCGGAGGGUUUCCGGAGUGGUUGGGAUCGGCGGAGAGAAAGCUUCUGGCAACUGAGGUGAACGAGACGAAGCCGGAUGCGGUGGUGGCGAAGGACGGUACUGGACAGUUCACGACGAUAACGGAGGCGCUGAAGAUGGUGAAUAAGAAGAGCGUGAAGAGGUUUGUGGUGUAUGUGAAGAAAGGGGAAUACAUAGAGAACAUUGAUAUAGAUAAGAAAACUUGGAAUGUGAUGAUUUAUGGUGAUGGCAUGUCGGAAACCGUCGUGCUCGGUAGCCGGAAUUUCAUGGACGGCACACCUACCUUUGAAACUGCCACUUUCGCUGUCAAAGGCAUGGGAUUCAUUGCUAAAGACAUAAAAUUUGUGAACACCGCAGGUGCAUCUAAGCACCAGGCUGUGGCAUUGCGAUCCGGCUCGGAUCGAUCUGUGUUCUACAGGUGUUCAUUUGUAGGAUACCAGGAUACCCUUUAUGCACAUUCAAAUCGUCAAUUCUACCGCGAGUGUGACAUUACAGGCACCAUAGAUUUCAUAUUCGGAAACGCAGCUGUGGUGUUCCAAAAUUGCAGAAUCAUGCCUAGGCAGCCAAUGUCAAACCAGUUCAACACAAUCACAGCUCAGGGAAAAAAGGAUCCAAAUCAGAAUACUGGAAUUGUGAUCCAGGGAUCAACUAUCACUACACUACCAAAUGACAAUCUCACAGCACCCACUUACCUUGGUAGGCCAUGGAAAGAUUUCUCCACCACUGUUAUCAUGAAAACAGAGAUUGGGUCAUUCUUGAAUUCAGUUGGGUGGAUAAGUUGGGUUUUCAAUGUUGAACCUCCAAGUACAAUCUUCUAUGCUGAAUACCAGAACACUGGGCCAGGAGCAGGCGUAUCGCAGCGAGUUAAAUGGGCCGGUUAUAAGCCCACUAUAAGCGACGAAGAAGCUCUAAAAUUCACAGUGGAUUCCUUUAUUCAGGGCCCUGAGUGGUUACCAAGUGCUUCUGUGCAGUUUGAGCCUACCUUGUGAUUUUAAUACAUCACUGGCCCAGUACAGAUUAAUAGUACCAUCAAAUUUAUUGUCCUGUAACACCCUUCUGUUGUAACUUGUAUUGUACUCAUUUUUUUGACCUGCUUUUCAAUGGUUUGUAAAAUUCGUAGUAAAUACAGUUUGGAAAGAUAUUUCAAAUCCAUAUGAUUAAACUUAUUCACUACCACCUACUGAUAGGAUUUAUAUACACAUUUAUAUUAUUGUUUAAAAAAA